Coniosporium apollinis CBS 100218 is the source of this 939-nucleotide messenger RNA. RefSeq lists its product as uncharacterized. Bases 1 to 939 code for a protein of 312 amino acids. The record is from RefSeq and is a predicted model, not a curated record. Gene Ontology annotation, cellular component: cytoplasm. Gene Ontology annotation, biological process: carboxylic acid metabolic process. The transcript is spliced from 4 exons. Gene Ontology annotation, molecular function: L-lactate dehydrogenase (NAD+) activity. NCBI's taxonomy places the organism in Eukaryota, Fungi, Ascomycota, Dothideomycetes.
AUGUCCAAAACAACCCUCACCUCCAAGAUUGCCGUGGUUGGCGCCGGCGAAGUCGGCUCUACAAUCGCCUACUCCCUGAUCCUCCUCACCGUAGCGGGGGAGAUCCUCCUCGUUGACCCAAAGGAAAAUGUCCGGGAUGCACAGGUACAGGAUCUCUCCGACGCGACCUUCCAUGGUAACACGAGCACCCGAAUCAGGGCGGGCACGCACAAAGAGGCGGGCCAGUGCGAUAUCGUAGUCAUAACUGCUGGCGCAAAGCAGAAGAAAGGCGAGAGUCGUACGGAUCUGAUCGGCCGCAACAUGAAGAUCUUGGGAAGUGCAAUCGAGGACAUGAAGCCAUUCGCCAAAGACACGGUGCUGCUUCUUGUUGCUAACCCGGUCGAUGUCUUGACAUACUUCGCGCAGAAGUUUGCGGGUCUACCAAGGGAGCAGGUUAUUGGCAGUGGCACGUUUUUGGACUCUGCAAGACUCAGGGGCAUGUUGGCGGAGAAAGCUGAUGUCGCGGCAAGCUCAAUCGACGCCUACGUGCUCGGCGAGCACGGAGAGUCUCAGUUCGUAGCAUGGUCCAGCGUAUCCAUCGGUGGCGUACCCAUCGAGCAGGCAGUGUCCGACCUACAGAUCGACCGCGCCGCUACGGCCGAAGACACGAAGAACAAAGCAACAGCCAUCAUGGAAUCGAAGGGCGCAACAGCCUUCGGUAUCGGCGGUGUUGCAGCAAGUAUUUGCAAGUCGAUUCUGUUUGAUCAGAAGAACAUCAGGCCGAUCAGCCAUUAUCGGGAGGAUCUGCAGUGUUGCUUGAGCUUCCCAGUUGUGCUUGGCAGGAAAGGUGUCGUGAGAACGGUGCCGAUGCCGCUUAGCGAGGAGGAAGACAAGGCGUUGAAGAAGUCGGGGGAGAGUUUGAGGGAGAUCAUUGUGGAUGCGGAGAAGAGUUCUGCGUAA